Suillus paluster is the source of this 2596-nucleotide messenger RNA. RefSeq names its product autophagy-related protein 13-domain-containing protein. The record is from RefSeq and is a predicted model, not a curated record. Gene Ontology annotation, biological process: piecemeal microautophagy of the nucleus; mitophagy; protein localization to phagophore assembly site. Gene Ontology annotation, cellular component: extrinsic component of membrane; Atg1/ULK1 kinase complex; cytosol. The coding region runs from base 210 to 2258 and encodes 682 amino acids. The transcript is spliced from 5 exons. NCBI's taxonomy places the organism in Eukaryota, Fungi, Basidiomycota, Agaricomycetes, Boletales, Suillaceae.
GUUGCCUACUGUUGCUGUCUUACCCCUGCGGUGGUCGGAACUGCGUGCUGAACACGCCUUCGCCACAUCUCGUUUCUGACCACGACCUUCUAAUACUUCGACUCAUACUUCUAGACUUGUAACUCUAAUGUCGUUUCUUUUCUAAUUCUUCUACUACCCAUUUCAUACUAGUCUGACUGUCCGAGUCAUCAAUACCAUAUCCACUUACCAUGUCCAAUGACAUACAGAAGGCCGACCAGAUAGCACACAGAUUCUACACAAAGCUUUGCUUGGUCGUCUUAAAUGCUAGGGCCACUUCUGAGUCAAGGUCUCAAUCAAGAGUUGACAAAUGGUUUAACCUUGAAACACCAGACUCUGACCUCUUUAAGGACCAUCUUCGUACAUACAAGGCAGUAUCUACUGCACAUGCGCUACCACCAUUGGAACUCCAAGUGUUGCUCUCCGUCCCAGAACUCACCACUAAUCAAGUUUUGGUCCACCUUGCGCAUGACUCGUCUCGUUUGCGCGUCGACCCGACUCCCAGGCACAUCGUACUCGAGAAUUGGUUGCUCAAUUUUACUCCUAGCUUAACAGAAGCUCGCAGUGACAGUGACGCUGACAGUGUGGCACCAUCUACCAUAUACAAGCACGGGAUACCCCUCUUUCGCAGUAUCUACAGUUUACUUCGUAUCCUUCCCUCUUGGAAGCUUUACAAGAAACUUAGGAGGCGCACAAGCAACGCAUAUCGGAACGGCAAUCUAAGUAUCCACCUUCGUGUCAAGGGCCUCGACGACGGCGUUAACGUGACUGACAUCCUCGAUUUCGACACGCCUCCUGCACCCAAUGCAGCCCCUUUACAACAUCAAACUCAUCUCUUCCCUGCUAUUCCACACCCUAUGGGAACACUCUCCUUGUCCAUCAACUACCUCUCUUCUCCCAACUUUCAGCUCGACGAACUUGAGUCUCUCCUCUCUUCCCGUUUCCUCUCUCUCGAUGAAGGACCGGAGUUCACCCCGACCCUGGCCAAGAACCAGCAGCGUGAUUCCUUAACGGGCCUUCCCGGAAGCCUACCAUUGCGCACAUCUCUUCCAAAGUCACCGCCAUCAUCGAUCGCAGAUCGUUUCGUCCUUCCCCCCGCAAACUCUCACUCGCGUACGAACUCCAUGCCUAGCCCGCGUCUGGGUGCUCUCCCCAUGAGUCGUACCUCCACCGGCGCUGGGAUGGCCACAGGAUCAACCUCUGCCCUCUCGAUCGCGUCUUCACGCCAAGACUCAAGUGCCGCUUGGUCCAAGGAAGAAACGGGUCCUUUUGCUGGCGUGUCUGCUGCUGCACGCGUCAGGAGAGAGAGUAUGGCAGGGAGGAGUAGUAAUGCCGACCUUCCCUCUGCCCCAGGGCCGCUUCCGAUCCGAAGACCGGGGAUCAACCCGGUUCAUCCUUUCAAGGCAUCUACAUUGUCGUCCGGCUCUCCAUCCCUCCACUCACCUUCGCCUUCUCUGCGUCAACCAUCGCCACUUGCCGCAGGCAAUCCAUCGCUGCCUUCUCGGCCGGUGCCAACGUCACCGAACUCGUCUCGUGUUCCCCCCUCCCCGAUUGGAAUGGGAAGUAGGCAUUCACCCAAUAGUAUCGGAGGACGGUCAGAAGGCGAGGACACAUCUCCGAAGAUUCCAACCAGGAAACGUUAUUCUAGCAGUUUUGGACAUCGCUACGCUACAGCUGGAGGUGGGGGGAGUGUUGGAAGUGCAGGAAGUGGGGAACGAGCGGAGAGUGCCUCCUUCCUUGGUGCACCUACUGAUGACGAUGAGAUAUCCAUCUUUGUCCAGGAUAUCGAUGCACGGAAGCCACUCAACACACAACGCCGACCUCCAUCUGCGUCUACCCAGGGCCCAUCCAACGCACCUUCACAUGCCAAGUCCGACUCCGUGGGUUCCGCGGGUCCGAUGUUGACACGGGAAGCAGAAGUCGAGGAACGUUUACGCCACAUGAAUGAGGCGUUUUUUGCGAGCUUAGAGGGGCUCGGUGGGGGCAGGAGAAGGGGUAGUAUGGGUGGGGAUUCAGCAGGUGGCAGUCCUAGGUCAAGUCUGAGUGGACAAGGUGAAGGAGAGACCAGGGGCAUGCGACGUGUGGAGGAUGCGACCCGGCGGGAAACGUCAAGACCGAGACUUGGCUCCUUACGCAGCAUGAGCGCCAACGAUGUAGCUUCGAGUGGCGGGUCCGCAGAAGUGAUGGGGAGGUUGGAGCUUGAUGAGGAGCCACAGGCGCGAAGACAAGACUUCCGCUGAUGCAUGUAUGUGAUCUAUUAGUCAUGCGACUAACUUGGUGGUUAGUGGUUGGAAUGAGGGCCCGGGGUGGGCCUCGUAUUUUCUGUGAACCGCGGAGCUACUGGGCAGAGGAUCUGCUGAUUUCCAUGGCAAGAUCCUCAUUGUUAUAUUAUUUUCACGCAUUUUAUCGCCAUUUACUUCAUUAGCUAUCGUCAUGCAUACCCGAACUCUCGUCUUUAUCAUAUGCAUAAUAAGUUGUAUACGCAAGGUUGACUGGACUCAAAUGCCAAAUCAUAUGUAUUCAGAUGCUAUUCAGAAUCACGUACAUUUGUUCCGGCAGCAGUAACUUUCGAUUGCCA